AUGGAGUUUCAAGAACUCGUCGAGCAAUUCAAACCUGCUGAAGGUAGCGUCAUCGUCACUGUCGCAGAGGAUUCGGAUGCCACCUACAUCGUGCAGAAAGAUCUUCUGAUCAACGCAUCCAAAGUGUUCUCGAAAAAGCUGUCAGGCUUCUUCGAUCAGUCCUCUCGAGCCAACCUAGAGCUGCCCAACACCGACAAGACGACCUUCCAGAUCUUCCUCUUCUGGCUCCGCAAAGAGAGGCUUCCAAAAGAGGAGAGCGGGUUCAGAGAUAUGGAUUGUCCAGACGAUGAAGUGGAGACGAAAGAAAUGCUCGUUCGCCUGUGGAGCUUCAGUAACAAGAUUCACGUGCCAAAGUUGCAGAAUGCGGCCAUGCGUUUCUUACUCAAGGCUGUGCCGAAGUUACUGCCCAGUGCUGAUCUCAUGCGUCUUGCCGUUGAGACGACACCUGAGGAGUCGCCUGUCGUCAAAGCGCUGCUGGCAGAGCUCGCAUUCGACUGUUAUCAAGGCGGGGGGUUGGAUGAAGCGUUCGCGGCGGUUCCUGGCGUUUGGGGCCACAUGGUUCAGCUUGUGCAACGGUCGGAACAAGGCGAGGUUCCAAGAUCGGUGAAGCAUCUGGAUCCGGAAUAG
Molecule: messenger RNA, 627 nt
Organism: Saxophila tyrrhenica
Lineage: Eukaryota; Fungi; Ascomycota; Dothideomycetes; Mycosphaerellales; Extremaceae
Exons: 2
Coding region: 1-627 (208 amino acids)
Source: RefSeq, a predicted model, not a curated record